AAGAGAACAAAGAGUUGGACCAAAAAUGGAUCAAUAUAAUGAAAUGGAGCCAGAUACAAAUACUAGCAGUGAGAGAGUGCCACUAAGGGUGACAUAUAACAUCAACAGAAAGGUGUACAAUGAAGAAGAAUUUGAACAAGAGCAUGACCAAAAGAUGUAUUCCCAGCUCAACAAAGAAUCUGAAAGCCCUAAACCUGGACGAAAGAUCCAAUGCAGAUUCUCAUGUGCACGGUUCAAGAAAUUCAUACUCAAGAUGUUUCCUAUUUUAAACUGGCUUUAUACUUAUCGCAUUACUGAAUGGAUUCUAGGAGACAUACAUGCUGGCCUAAAUGUAGGGAUGGUGCAGGUUUUCCAAGGAUUAUCAGGAAUAGCGUUGACCGGAUUACCAAUUCCAGUUAUAAAUAAUUUUUAUUCUGCAUUUUGCUGCUCUUUAAUAUAUGUUAUAUUUGGAACUUCACAACAUAUGUCUAUUGGUUCUUUCAGCAUUCUUAAUGCAAUGGCAGCAAAUUUUCAGAGUAGUCUUAAUUUCAGAAUAAAGUUACCAAUUAAUGGCAGUUUGGUCAACAUUUCUGAUGAAACUUUUAUGCAAAAUUAUAUGGAAGCAGUAACUCACACUGCAUCUACUACAUUUUUAGUUGGGAUUAUUCAGGUACUUUUGGGCAUCAUUGGCUUGGGAUUUGUUACAACAUAUGUCUCAGAGAGUCUCAUGAAUGCUUACCUUACAGCAGCAGCAUUUCAUGUGAUUAUAUCUCAGUUCUCUUUCAUCUUUGGAAUUGUAAUUGAUUUUCAUGCAGGCCCAUUGUCAUUUUUUUAUAAUUUGGUAUACUACUGCAUGGGUCUCCCUAAAGCAAAUUCCACCAGUAUCCUGCUGUUUUUGCUUUCUUUACUAUUGCUGAGAGUCAGCAAAUGCAUUAAAAUAACUUAUAAACAUUAUCCGAUUGAGUUUCCAAUGGAACUUGUUUUGAUCAUUGUAUUUACAAUGCUUUCUACCCAAACUCAUCUACAUGCUGAAUCCAGUCAGGGAGUUUUUUCAGUGACUCCCCACAAGUUUCUGAAGCCUACACUACCUGUCUUCUCAAAACUGGGCAAACUUAUAUUACAUGCUUCAUCUCUGGCAAUAGUAAGCUACUUCCUUCUCAUUUUUGUGGGAAAGAAGUAUGCAAGUAUUCACAACUAUCAUAUCAGACACACUCAGGAUUUAAUAGCAAUUGGUCUAUGCAAUGUCUUCAGUUCAUUUUUUAAGACUUUUUCUGUCAGCUGUGCAAUUUCUACAACUGUUAUUCAGGAGAAGACUGGUGGAAAAACACAGCUUGCAGCUCUGAUUGGAAUUUCCUUAAUGCUGGUGACAGGAUUAAAAUUGGGGUAUUACUUCCAGUCCCUUCCAAAUGCUGUUCUGGCUGCCAUUGUACUUGUCAACAUGUUCCCAUUUCUUGAAAAAUUUAUGGAUGUCCCUUACCUGUGGAAACAAGAUAAAUAUGACUUUGGAAUUUGGAUUGUGACCUUUCUAGUUGUCCUCUGCCUUGGUCUGGAUAUUGGCUUAGGAAUUUCUUUGGGAUUUGCCUUUUUUAUAAUAAGUGUCAGAGCGCACAGAAUGAAGAUAAUGACAUUGGGUCAGAUUCCAAACACAAAUAUUUAUCGCAGAUUCUCUGACUACAGUGAGGCCAUAGAGAUUCAGGGUGUGAAAAUAUUCCAGUGCUGUGCUUCUAUCUCAUUUGCAAACAUGAAACAUUUCAAAAAGUACAUUUUGAGAAAGAUGGAUAUGAAGGCAGUGCCUCUGGAUGAAAAUGAGAUACGAGCCUUGACCUCAAUCAGUAUGUCCAGUAUGACAGGACAGAACAAAGACUUAAACUGCGCCUGUAUUUGUGAUCCACCUGAGCCGAUACCCAGGGUACCCUAUAGAGAGAAACUUCUAAAGCGAGUUCAUAUUGCUAAUGAAUCAUUCUCUGCUUCUUCUUUGGCCUUGGUACGCUGGACAAGAGACCCUUCUGAUAUACAAUACUUCCAAUCUCCAGCAAGAGAAAGGGCAUAUAGCUUUGCAAAGAGGGAGCCAGAUCUGAAUAAAAUGUGGUUUUCAUCAGACCCUCGUUUAACAAGGUCUACAACUCAGUUGUAUACACUGGACUCAGAGGAUGUAAUGCAUAGGAUUCACACUAUUGUUUUAGACUUUAGCAUGGUGCACUUUGUUGAUUUACAAGCUUCUUGUUUAUUACGGGAGCUCUGUCAUAUCUUUCAGAACAUUGGAAUCUCAAUCCUGAUAGCUGCCUGCCAUUCCACUGUAAUAAAAACUUUUGAAAAUCGUGAUUUCUUUGACCAAUGUGUUACUAAAGCCCGGUUCUUUCCUACUCUUCAUGAUGCCAUACUCUUUGCUGUGGAGCCCACUCUUUUGGAAGAGAUUGUUCCGGUGGAAACCCAAAAUGCAGCUCCUGAGGACAUGAUGGCAGAAGUACAUUUAGAUGAUGAAAAGGAUAUAAGAAGUUACCACUCUGGGAGAAGUAAGCAAUCAGAGAGAAGGAGUCAGCAGUCCAAUGGGAUCAGAGAUGCCCCCACACCCAAAACUGUUCCAAGUGAAACGUACAUUGAAGAGCCCAUAUCUGAUCUUUUCCGCACAUUUUCUCUCCAGAGUGACUUAGAGGGUACAUCUCAUCACCCUGUUGAAACAUCUCCCCUUGAGGACAAUGAAGAUGAUCAAGAAUGGGAAGGAAAGUGGAAUUAUUCCAGAGAUGUGUAA
Molecule: messenger RNA, 2728 nt
Organism: Crotalus tigris (Tiger rattlesnake)
Lineage: Eukaryota; Metazoa; Chordata; Lepidosauria; Squamata; Viperidae
Gene: SLC26A8
Product: solute carrier family 26 member 8
Exons: 20
Coding region: 26-2728 (900 amino acids)
Biological process (GO): transmembrane transport
Cellular component (GO): membrane
Molecular function (GO): sulfate transmembrane transporter activity; bicarbonate transmembrane transporter activity; oxalate transmembrane transporter activity
Source: RefSeq, a predicted model, not a curated record